AUGUUGGUGGAGAUUCAAGCAACGGCUGAAAUAACCAGGUACGAAGAGUUAUCCUCCUCUUCCUCUUCCUCUCACUUCCAAUCAGCGUUCCACAUUCUACCCUCUAUAUCUGUUUCUUUAUCUCUCGAACAAUUUAUCUCAUCUCCCGCCAUAUCAUAUUUCUUUUCCCACCCUCUACGUCUUUCUUCUUUGUUUCUACUCUAUACUACGGUUUUUCUUUCCUUCUUAAAUUUUUUUACUUCACCACUUCCUUCCUUCCUCUCGAUCUUCUUAUUCCCCCUUAAUUCGAUGAUUCCAGUUUUUUUCCCCUUUUCUUUGUUUCGCGCUUUCCUUGUCUUCCUCGCAAGAUCAUACAACCCCAACAAUUUGCUUUCUCAACAACUUAACUGCUAUUGUUGUAUCAAAAGAAGUCUUUCAUCAUUUGCUAGCACACGUCUUCUCUCGCGAUAUUUUCUCGCAAGAUCUCGCCAAUGGCUACCAUCAAAAACACGGACUCAAAAUAAAGGUUUUCUUUUUCUCUCUCUCCUCUCUCUCUUUCUCUGUCUCUCUAUCUCUCUCCUUUCUUCCUUUACUUUUGAACUCUUUUUCUUUUCUUCCUUUCUUUUUAAACUUUUUUCUUCCUUUACUUUUAAACUCUUUUUCGCUUUUUCUUUCUUUUUUAAUCAUUUUUUUUUUUUUUUUUUUUGUAAAUUCAUUCUCUCCUUCUUCUUUACCUUAAAAAAAUGUUCUUCUCUUCUCCAUUUCGUAUUAAACCGUUAUGUCCUUUUUUUUCCUUUUUACCCUCUUUCUCUUUCUUUUUUCUUUCUUUUUAAAACCUCCUUUUUUUCUUUUUUAAUUUUUUUCUCUCUUUUUUUUUACAUUUUUAACCACUUUUUCUUUUCCUCUUUUUUCCUCUUCAACUUUGUUCUCCUUAUCUGCUUUCCUUUUCUUUCCUUCUCUUUUUAUCUCUGUUUUUACUCUCUCCUUUUUUUCUAUCACAACUUCUGGACGCCUACGUCUACCCAAUCGAAAGUAUAA
Molecule: messenger RNA, 1017 nt
Organism: Acanthosepion pharaonis
Lineage: Eukaryota; Metazoa; Mollusca; Cephalopoda; Sepiida; Sepiidae
Source: the annotation of a GenBank genome assembly